AUCUUUGGCGUCUAUAAAAUCGAGUAAUGGGAGCUGUCUCAGUUGAAUAGCGACAUGUUUUCCAAUAACAUCGUACUCAUCACAUUGCUGAGAACAACUAGAAGUUUGUAUAGUACUAUUCAGUUGUUUAAGCUCAUUAAUAACUGCUGCAAUUCCACUCGUUUCUUGGGUACCAGGCAAAAGGGAAUGGGAAGACAUACAAGUAGGAUUUCAGCACAGGUGAAAUUUUCCAGGAUGUUGUGGAGCCAUCAACGGCAAACAUGUGGUAAUUCAAGCUCCUCGCAAUUGUGGUAGUGAAUGCUAUAAUUAUAAAGGAACAAACAGCUUGGUGCUCUUAGCAGUCGUCGAUCAUGACUACUGUUUUAAAUAUGUGGACGUAGGCUCUUAUGGGCGAAAUUCCGACGGUGGUGUUUUCCAAGCUUCCUCAUUGUAUCCAGUGUUGGAAAAUGGGUCAUUACUGCCAGAAGGUGGAUUCCUAGUGGGAGAUGAUGCUUUCCCUUUUAAGACAUACUUAUUGAAGCGAUAUCCCAAUGAGCCCACGAUUGCCGAAAAAAAUUACAAUUACAGAUUCACUAGGGCAAGUCGCAUUUGGUAUUUUAGUAUCUCGAUUCCGUGUUUUGGCAAAACCUAUCCAGUUGCAAGAGGAAACCGCAAUAAAACUGAUUCGAACUACAUGUGUACUGCACAACUGGUUGCGCAAAUCUUCACUUCACACCUACACACCACCUGGUAGCAUAGAUUAUGAAGAUAUUCUAAAUUUCACUACGAACCUAGGAACGUGGAGAUCAGAAAUAAAUGCGUUACCAAGUAUCGCCUGUUCGCGGAUCAAUAACAGAUCAAAGAUCGCAGCUGAAAAAUUGAGAGAAAAAUACAUUUUUUUUUGUAAUGAGGGUGCUGUCACCUGGAAAAAUUAUAUGAUUAAUAAUAAUUAAAUGUAAUGAACUAUCUCAGUGGAAUAAAAU
Molecule: messenger RNA, 962 nt
Organism: Acanthoscelides obtectus
Lineage: Eukaryota; Metazoa; Arthropoda; Insecta; Coleoptera; Chrysomelidae
Source: the annotation of a GenBank genome assembly